Molecule: messenger RNA, 1722 nt
Organism: Bursaphelenchus okinawaensis
Lineage: Eukaryota; Metazoa; Nematoda; Chromadorea; Rhabditida; Aphelenchoididae
Source: the annotation of a GenBank genome assembly
AUGCUUACAAACCAGCACCUUCUCGAAGGGUUCGGGGCUUCAAGGUUCUUGUCGGAAUCGCCGGAAUCUGUUGUUGUUUGUUGUAAAGUUCGCAAAAGUAAGGAGAACCUUUUCGCGGUCCAUCGAAGAAAGCAAAACACCUUGAGCGAUGGGCAUGGAAGGAGGCGGGUCGGCGGGUUUUAAGGCCCUAUAAAAGUUGGCGGGCCGGGUCCUGAUUCUAGUGUGGAACUGUUCAGCGAACAAACUUGGUAAGUUUUUGGUUUUUCGGGUAAUUUUGUGAAGUUUGUAGGGUUUUAUGGUUAAAUUUUUAAAAAAUUAAAAAAAUUUUUUUUGCAAAAAUUUUGUUUACAACUUGGAACAGUCCAACCCACAUUUUUUUGCUAUUUUUUUAUUUUAAAAACCGCUUCAAUAAAAAAAUUUUCAGCUGAAACCAUGACCGCUCGUGUAGCCGUUCUUCUGUGCUUGUUGAUUGGCGGAGCCAACGCCGGUGGCGGAUAUGCCGUAGCCCCACCAAGCUACUCGUCCGGUGGCUCUAGCUACGCCAAGCCACAAACCUACUCGGCUCCAGCCCGCUCGUCUGGCUACGCUCGUCCUCAACAAACCUACUCGGCCCCAGUCCAACAACAGACUUACCAAGCCCCAGUCCAACAACAGAGCUACGCUGCUCCAGCCCAGACCUACUCGGCUCCAGUCCAACAACAAACCUACUCGGCUCCAGCUCAAAGCUACGCCGCUCCAGCCCAAAGCUACUCGGCUCCAGCCCAGAGCUACAGCCAACAAUCCUACGGAGCUUCCAGCUACGCUCAACCAGCCGCUAGCUACGGAUCCUCAUACGGUGGAUCUUCAUACGGAUCUGGCUACGGAGGACAGUCCGCCGGAUACGGUAGCUCAUACGGAUCUUCAGGCUACGGACAAUCUGGCUAUGGAUCAUCAUACGGUGGACAAUCUAGCUACGGAUCCAGCUACGCCCAGCCAUCCGCCAGCUACGGAUCUUCAUACGGCUCUGGCUACGGAGGACAAUCGGCCGGCUACGGACAAUCCGCUGGAUAUGGCAGCUCAUACGGUGGACAAUCCAGCUACGGAUCUAGCUACGCUCAGCCAGCCGCCAGCUACGGAUCUUCAUACGGAGGUCAAUCCGCUGGAUACGGACAAUCUGCCGUCUAUGGAUCUUCAUACGGUGGACAACAAGCUUCAUACGGAUCCAGCUACGCUCAACCAGCUGCCAGCUACUCCCAACAAUCUUACUCUGCUCCAGCCCAGACUUACUCUGCUCCAGCUCAAACCUACUCUGCCCCAGCCCAAACCUAUGCUCAACCAGCCGCUCCAGCUUACCAAGCCCCAGUCCAACAACAGACUUAUGUCCAACCAGCUGCUGCCCCAUCAUACCAAGCCCCAGUCCAACAACAAUCCUACUCCGCUCCAGCUGCUCCAGCCGCCUCAUCGUACGCUCAACCACAACAAAGCUACUCGGCUCCAGCCCCAGAACCAGCUCCAGUAGCCACCUACACUCAAGCUACCGCUGCCCCAACCACCGCCGCUCCAGAGCCAGUCUACGAGACCACUGCCGCCCCACCAGCCUACUCUCCACCCUCCACGACCGUUGCCCCACCAGCUCCACCAGCCCCCGAACACCCAGCUUCAUCCGGAGGUUACGACGUGCCACGCACCAACUCCAACAUCCAAAGCAAGACCUACGUGAACCAGGUCUCCUCAUCGUACUAA